This is a messenger RNA of Hevea brasiliensis (rubber tree), 924 nucleotides long. RefSeq lists its product as uncharacterized. The record is from RefSeq and is a predicted model, not a curated record. The transcript has a single exon. Lineage: Eukaryota; Viridiplantae; Streptophyta; Magnoliopsida; Malpighiales; Euphorbiaceae. Bases 126 to 806 code for a protein of 226 amino acids.
CCUUCCCGGAAGUUUGAUAUAUCCAUCCACAUGUAUGAUAUACCUAUCCACCCUAUAUAAACCACAGAGUAACAACAGAUUUCUCAGGAAAAAUCCUCAAGCCAGAAAAAAAAAAUCUCUAGACCAUGUUUCGCCAAGCUGUCAUCUUGUCUUUGCUAGUAAUUCUAGCAAACAUUCAAGGCAACCAAGCUGUAGACUACACCGUCACCAAUACCGCCGGUUCGACAGCCGGUGGGGCACGCUUUGCUGCAGAAAUUGGGGAAGAUUACAGCAAGCAAAUGUCAUCAGCAGCUACAGAUUUCAUAUGGAGGGUGCUCCAACAACCCAAUGCAGAAGACAGAAAAGCUGUGGACAAGGUCAGCUUGUUCAUCGAUGACAUAGAUGGUGUUGCUGCUUAUGCUUCCAACAAUGAAAUCCAUUUCAGCGCAAAUUAUAUAGGAAAUUACUCUGGUGAUCUGAAAAGGGAAUAUACUGGUGUUCUUUACCAUGAAAUGGCCCACAUCUGGCAAUGGAAUGGUAAUAGGCAAGCUCCAGGAGGGUUAACUGAAGGAGUUGCUGAUUUUGUGAGGUUGAAGGCUAACUAUGCUCCCAGCCACUGGGUGCAGCCAGGACAGGGUGAUAGGUGGGAUCAAGGGUAUGAUGUUACAGCUAGGUUUUUGGACUAUUGUAAUGAUCUGAGAAAUGGGUUUGUGGCUGAACUUAACAAGAAGAUGAGAGAUGGUUAUAGUGAUCAGUACUUCGUCGAUCUCCUAGGGAAGACUGUUGAUCAGCUCUGGAGCGAUUACAAGGCCAAGUAUGCACAAUAGGGCUGUUUGAAUUUUGUAGAAAAUAAAACUUUCUAUUUCCAUUACAUUGAAUCCAUGUAUUAUUUACUAAAUAAUGUAUCCAUAAUUUUAAUUUAAUAGUAUUUGAGACAUUUUUAUA